Messenger RNA from Rhodamnia argentea, 834 nucleotides. RefSeq names its product ferredoxin-thioredoxin reductase, variable chain, chloroplastic. Gene Ontology annotation, biological process: photosynthesis. The coding region runs from base 141 to 695 and encodes 184 amino acids. The record is from RefSeq and is a predicted model, not a curated record. NCBI's taxonomy places the organism in Eukaryota, Viridiplantae, Streptophyta, Magnoliopsida, Myrtales, Myrtaceae. The transcript has a single exon.
UUCACCAGAAUCACUCGCUCGACGCUAGAUAGAUUUACAAAGGACUGUACCUUCUCAUUCUUGCUCUUCCUCUUCUUCUUCUUCUUCUUCAGUUCACCGAGGCUCCGCGUUCCAAAACCGCGACGGCGACGGCCGCGAACAUGGCUCUACUCUCGCCGGCGACCGCUGGGACCGCCGCGGUCGCAGCAGCGUCUAUCAAUCGCCCCAACACACCGGUCAUUUCCUCCUCCUCGUCUCCCUCGGACUCGAUCAAAUCGGCUCGCGCCUCUCUCCGCCUCUCGCCCCUCCCGAGGACGGCGGCGGCGAACAUCGCCGUGAACACCUCGCGGACGAGGGAGUGGAAGGUCUCGUGCGAGGUCGCGCUGAAAUCGGACUCGAAGCCGUCCUCCUCCUCGUCCGCGGAGAGCGAUUCUCCAUCGGUUUCGGGUGAAGGAGACGGUUCGGACGGCGAUUCGGCGAGGAUUGGAGCGAGAGUUAGGGUAAAAGUGCCGCUGAAGGUGUACCACGUUCCGCGCGUGCCCGAGGUGGACUUGACCGGGAUGGAAGGCGAGCUGAAGCAGUACGUCGCGGUCUUUAAAGGUAAGCGCAUUUCGGCUAAUCUUCCUUUUAAGGUGCAGUUCGUUAAGGAAAUUGAAGGCCGUGGACCUGUCAAGUUCUUUGCGCAUCUUAAGGAGGAUGAGUUCGAGUAUGUUUGAUUGAUGUCCGUGUGAUAUGAUGAUGAGUUCGAUCAGUGUAUAAGCGCUUCAGCAUUGUGUAUUUGCUUCCCCAUACAAAAGGCAAAUUAAUCUCUCCCGUUCUAAUCUCUGUUCCUAUAUUCAUACAUACUUUUUGCUA